Molecule: messenger RNA, 2885 nt
Organism: Pseudoliparis swirei
Lineage: Eukaryota; Metazoa; Chordata; Actinopteri; Perciformes; Liparidae
Product: neuronal pentraxin-1
Exons: 6
Coding region: 269-2023 (584 amino acids)
Source: RefSeq, a predicted model, not a curated record
GAUUAAUCUCUCUCAAUCUGAUCAGUGUGUGAGGUGGACUGAUUCACUACAGUGGACAGGGACUCAGGGACUCUCAGGUUUUCAUUUUUCGGUGACGGAGGGAGAACACUGUGAUUUCUGAUUGUGAUGGGUGGAUCCUCUGACGAUGGAGAUCUUUGUGAUCAUGCUCCCUGAUGUCUCCUCUCCAACAACAAACAAGUCAACACAACCUUUACUUUAACUGGCAUCGCACAUUUUGAUGUGAAGCCAAGCUCCUUAGACUUACUGGAUGGGGAUCAUGAGGAACUCUCAGUCUCGACACAUGUUCCUUGUUCCCUUUGGGUUUUCUUUACUUCUCCUUUGCCCUUCGACUGCCAGCUCAGGGUCUGACUAUGACUACGGGGCUCACCCACGCUUUGUUUGCACCCCUAUUCCUGCGGAUGCAGACCCCGCCUGCUUCCCUACAGGGGGUCCAGGUGUAGGGGCAGCACGUCCCAGUGGUCCAGGCCAUCAAAGUGCACCUCCUGCUGGCUGGUGGGGGGCGAGCGAGGAGGCGAAAGCCACCAUCCUCCACCUGAGGGAGAGCCUUGUCCAGCAGAAGGAGACCAACCUGGACCAGAGAGAGACCAUCAGGGAGCUGACGGCCAAGCUCACCGUGUGCGAGGGCCUCGGCGUGGCAUCGCACCCCCAUCACGCGGGGGUGGCCGGGCACUAUAGCAACCAGCAGGGUCACCAUGGAAACCUCAUACCGGACUCACCGCACUUCACCUCUGUGGGGGGGCAACCGGCCGACGGGGGGCACAGCAUCCACCACCAGGAGAAGGAUAAGCAUGUGACACCAGGGGACAUCACAUCGUCCCCAGAGCAGAGGGAGAGGAUGCUGCAGGCCCUGAAGGAGAGGCUGGACAAUCUGCAGACGAGGAACACAUCCAUCACCUCCUCCAGCUCUCUGAGGGAGCUGCUUCAGAGGAAGAUCAGCGCUCUGGAGCAGCAGCUGCACCAUCGCACCUCCGCCCACAGCGGCCCAGACCACCACCACGAAGACGGCAGCCGCCGAGACCAUCGCCAUGGCGACCGCCAUGACGAUGGACACCCAAAUGACCACAAGGACGACCACAACGAUGGCGGUCACAGUGACAACGGGAGCCAUGAUGACCGCCACGAUGAUGAUCGCCACGGUGAUGAUCGUCACGGUGAUGACCGUCACGGUGAUGACCGUCACGGUGAUGACCGCCACGGUGAUGACACGGACCAUGCUGACGGUCACCAUGACGAUGACGGCCACCACAGUAAUGGAGCAGAUAGUUACCUUUCACACACAGGAUACAGAGAACCCGGCCCGAGGACUGGUUUCCACUCGAAUAAACUGGAAGCGAUGCUCCACCAGCUGCACCUCACAGGCUCUGCCAGGACAAAGCUUCACAGUCCGGACGCCUUCCAGAUCAGCUUCCCCAUAAGAAGCAACUACAUGUACGGCCGGGUGAAGAAGACGCUGAUGCAGGAGAUCUUCGCUCUGACUUUGUGUCUUUGGAUCAAGGCGGGCGUGGGGCCCGGCCUGGGGACGCCCUUUUCUUACUCGGCACCCGGACAGGCCAAUGAACUGGUGCUCAUCGAGUGGGGGGACGACCCCAUGGAACUGCUGAUCGAUGACAAGGCUGUGGCGCUCCCUCUGACGCUCGCUGAUGCAAAGUGGCACCACGUGUGUGUGACCUGGUCCACGCGGGACGGCCAAUGGGAGGCCUACCAAGACGGCGUGCAGAGGGGGUCCGGGAUGAACCUUUCUCCUUGGCACCCUAUCAAACCUGGAGGGGUCUUCAUCCUGGGACAGGAACAGGACACUCUGGGAGGCCGCUUCGAUGCCACUCAGUCGUUUGUGGGUGAGAUGUCCGGAGUGCACAUGUGGUCACAUGUCCUGACUGCCAGUGACAUCUCCAGCCUGGCGUCCUGCGGCAGCCACCUCGGAGGAGACGUCGUGGCUUGGUCCGAGACGGAGGUGGAGCUGCAUGGAGGCGUCGCCAAAUACCCCUUUGACCCGUGUCACUGAGAGGCCAUAACACCUGGGGGGGGGGGGGGGGUAGAUCCUUGAAUGUACUAAGAACAUUUAUUAUAGAUCAAAAAGUGUGAGGAUAAAACAAGUCCCUUUGGCUUUAGGAUGAUCAUUCAGCGGCACCAACUCAAUGGCUUCCUCUGAACUUAACCAGAUACCUUUUAUUUAAAAAGAUCAAUAUCAAUAAGUGGUGUCUGUGUUUUUAUUGAGACUGUGUAGAGACUUAGUGGCCUUAGGUUUUGGGCUCCACUGUAAUCCUGAGCUCGUGUUGUAUGUGACAUAUUGUCAUAUUGUUAUUAAGACGUAAUACUGUAGGACUGUGGUGACAUCAGACCGUACAUGUGUCCUGUUGUGGUGACUAACUGUUGUUAAUUUGGAUUAUAGUCAUAGAAAUGUGUUGAGGAAUCCAUUUGUAAUCUGGAUACUUCUGGUGUACCAGAAAAUACAGCUAAUGUACCAAAGAAAACGUAGAAUUGAUUUGUGUUACACAACUCUAAUAGUGUACGUGUCAUAGAUAGAUUUGUCUUUUGGGUGGAAUACUGCGGAGCCGAUCGAUUGAACUCAGAGUUUUACAGCAUAAACUCGACAAUGCAUCAGUUUGUUCACUUAAUCGCUGACAUGCAUCACUUUUUCCCCCCAAUUUAUUUUAAUUAUCCAUUUGAAACUGUGUAUUUUGUGUGAUUAAGUCAUUGCACUGUGGCUUCUUAAUUUCUCACAUGAUCUGGGCUUGACUGUAUAUGUGUUACAAAGUUUACUGUAUAUAAACAAUGAGAUUAGGCCAGGUUAGAUUUUUGACAUUACGAAUUGUGUGCGUUUGUGAUUUUCUCUUGUAAAUGUAAAUAAAGGUUGUUGUUCAUCA